AACAAAAAAAAAAACAUAAAAGAAAAACAAAGAAGAAACUGAUUGAAAUCAAGGAUUCACAAACUUGCUGACAGUGUUCCUUGGAGGUAUAGCCGACGACUUUAGCAGCAGGGAAUCAAGUAUGGUGGUCGACAUGGCUAUUGGGAUCGUUAUUGAAUCCCUGUUGAAGAUAGUGAUUUCCGUUGCUGCUGAAAAGAUGAGUCUUUUGGCGGGUAAGGAAGAAGCACUCACAAAGCUAACAGAGCAGCUGAAGACGAUUAAGAAUUUGCUGAUGGAGACUCACAACAAGGAAAAAACGAACAUUGUAAAGAAAUGGCUGGAGAAGCUCCCAUCAAUCAUCCUUAAUGCUCAGAUUGUGUUUGAGGAGCUCGAUUAUGAAGUUCUUCGGGAAAAGAUUGAGAAUCGAAAGAGGGAUAAAGCCCGAGCCUUUUUUUCCUCCUCAAAUCCUAUUGCAUUCAUUCCCACAAUGAAUGGGAAGAUCAAGAAAGUCUUGCGAGAAGUGGAAGAUGUUUAUGUAGAAGCACAUAAACUCAGAAUUCCACUAGCCGACUUGGGGAACUCAUCUCAUGCUCCACAAUUUGUGAGGUCAUCCACAGAUCCUUAUAUUGACCAUUCAGAAUUCGUGGGGAGGAGAGAAGAUAUGGAAAGGGUGAUAAACAUGCUGAAUGAUCUGGUACUAGGUGGCAAGAGAUUGUUGCUGGUGCUAGAUGAUGUAUGGGAGCAUAAUAGUGAGAAAUGGAAUCUCAUGAAGAAAUAUCUGCUUCAAAUUGGUGGUGGUAGAGGGAGCAAGAUCUUAGUCACGACACGCAAGGACGACAUUGUUUCAGAAAUCGGAAGAGACUAUGCCUAUCGCCUUGACAUACUCUCAAAAGAAGAGAGUUGGACAUUGUUUGAAAAAUAUGCAUUUGUAGCUGGUGGCGCAACAAAGACACCACAUUUGGAGGCUAUUGGUAGAAGGAUCCUGGAUAGUUGUGGAGGAUUAGGAAAAUUAAGAAAUCUCCGGACAAUCCCUGAUUUUAAAUUUGAUAAAUUUGAGGGACGUCAAAUCGAAGAGCUGGAACACUUGGACAAACUCAGAGGAAAACUAAAAUUAUCAAAUCUUGACAAUGUGUACAGCUCCGAAUCUGUUGCCAAGUCCAAAUUGUCCAAGAAGUGCGAUCUUCAAACUUUGGAACUUCAUUGGGACAGGAAGAGAGAACACUGUGAUGAUGACAUUAAUGUGAUGGAGGGACUUGAACCUCAUCCGAAUUUGAAAGUGUUAGUAAUAAGUGGGUAUGGAAGCCUAGAGUUUCCAUCCUGGAUGAGAAGUAGAAGUGAUUUGUCAUCAUCAAUGCGUAAUCUGGUGAAGCUCCAAAUGUCGAGCUUGUGCAAAUGUAAUAAACUACCAUCACUUGGGCAUUUGCCGUGUCUUGCAUAUCUGGAGAUAGAUACAUUACCCAACUUGGAGUUCAUAGGACCAGAAGUUUAUGGUUUGUCCAAUGUGGAUUGGGCUACAAAGAAGAGCACUGGCAAAGGUAGUAACGGGUCAUACAUCAUUACUUUGUUUCCAGCAUUGAAGGUUCUCAAGUUAUUGAAUAUGACCAGCCUGAUAAGUUGGUUUGAAGCAACUGAUUUUAUUCCAUCAAAACGUGCAUCAUCGUCAUCAUCAGUUCAAGCUAGACUAUGCCCUUGUCUAGAGGAAAUAGUUUUGGAAAAGUUACCCAAUUUGAUAGCUAUUCCAAACUUGGGAAGCCUACAGAAACUUCGAGUUUUGGAUGUAUCGUCUUGUGAUAAUCUGACAAUUUCAUGGGAGCCUAGGAACCCGCGGGGUGAUGAGUUCCAACAACAUGAGUUUUUCCCAUUGUUACAUCGGCUCCGCAUUUGCAACUCUGACAAUGUAAGUGCUCCAAUAUGCAAUCUCAUUCCUAGCUUGGCACCCGUUGAGUCAUUGCAAAUAAGAUGCAACCCACGUUUUUGGCCUGAGAAUUUGUACCACUUUAUCAGCCUCAAGGAAUUACAGUUGGGAACCAGAUGGAGAUCUGAUGAUUUGGAACUUGAUUAUUUCCCUUGGCCCUAUCCUUCUAUCUCCAAUGCUACCCUUAAUCGUUUUGUCUCUCUUACGGUUCUUUCAUUGUUCGGAGAAGGAUUACCAAAAGUCCGGUCACUUCCUUACCAAAUUCAGUAUCUGACUUCUUUGACCCGUUUAGCAAUAGAGGAGUUCACUGGGUUGGAGACUCUUCCAGAGUGGUUGGUUAAAUUAGAGUGUCUUGUUGAACUGGGACUUGUUGGCUGCAGAAACCUCAAGCAGUUACCAGAGGCAUUUCGACGCCUUACCAAUUUGCAACAUCUGAUUAUUGGGUAUUGUCCUGUUUUGGGAAACAGAUGCACACAUGGAAGUGGCUCUGAGUGGCCUAAGAUUGCUCAUGUUCCCUACGUCGACAUUUGUGGCAAUCGAGAAACAGUGAGUACCGAAUUUUGCGAAUUAUUCUUCUCAUUUUCAUCGUAUGUAUAUACAUUAGUUGAUUUGAUUUUGCUUUCUUGUGUUUCCGUUGAUGAUUGUUCAGGAAUAGGCCUGAAAGUUGCAUCUGAAUCGGAUGUACACAUGACUUGA
Oldenlandia corymbosa var. corymbosa is the source of this 2590-nucleotide messenger RNA. The record is from the annotation of a GenBank genome assembly. Lineage: Eukaryota; Viridiplantae; Streptophyta; Magnoliopsida; Gentianales; Rubiaceae.